Asterias rubens (European starfish) is the source of this 3230-nucleotide messenger RNA. Its product is annotated as elongation of very long chain fatty acids protein 6-like. The record is from RefSeq and is a predicted model, not a curated record. The coding region runs from base 747 to 1667 and encodes 306 amino acids. NCBI's taxonomy places the organism in Eukaryota, Metazoa, Echinodermata, Asteroidea, Forcipulatida, Asteriidae. The transcript has a single exon. Gene Ontology annotation, cellular component: endoplasmic reticulum membrane. Gene Ontology annotation, biological process: fatty acid elongation, monounsaturated fatty acid; fatty acid elongation, polyunsaturated fatty acid; fatty acid elongation, saturated fatty acid. Gene Ontology annotation, molecular function: fatty acid elongase activity.
UUGGCGCCAAGUGAACACGUUGAUUUUUUUCCCGCCUUGUAUUAUACAGACUGAAUAAUGGUAGAUAUCAGGGACGUCCAAGUGGCAGUGAUGCGUUACAUUUACUCUGGAUUGAUUUGCUUUUGGGAAUCAAAACCUCCCGUGGCAACAAACCCUUUUGUCAAGGUGACCUUUUACCCCUUUAUAGCUGAGAUGCAAACACUACAAGCAUAGAGAGCACGGCUACGAGAAUGUGUAUGCGUUGCUCUCUUGUCUCCACACUAAACAUACACAUCACGGUUUGUGUACGCUCGCUCUUUAGUCCACAUAGAGGCAGGUCCUUUCUCUUUGGUCCACAGCACUCCGGACUGCCAGCCUGGACGCUUUAGCCAUUUUAUAAGAAAACCACUUGAAUUUUGUUCAUGGUUUUCGAUUGUUGUGAGAGCGUCUGCUUUAUAGUUGAAUUUCCAGGAGUUUAUUUCAGCAAGUCACCGCCAGUUCUUGUUGUUGGUCAAUCCACGUGCGAGUUUCGAAAGGGCGUGUCAGCAUAUACAAUAUUGAGAAGUUGUGUGUGUGAUGUGAACAAGUCCGCGCAAUCAGAACAACCCAGAAACACAACCGGUGAGGAACUGAUGGGACAGUGCUGGAGUGUUAAACCAUUGAUGCCGGUUGUGACCAUUUUGUGCAAUCGAGAUUGUGUGUUGUUGUUGCUGUGUUUGAGACCAUCCUUGCAGCCAGAAAAAAAACAGUUGACCAUUUCAUGAAAUAUGCUUGACCAUAUUGACCCCGUGUUCCAACAAGCCGUGUUCCCCUUUGAGGAGGAUUUCGACCACCGACCAUGGGUCAAGAUAAUGGAGACCCACUGGAAAGAUUCCAUCUACUUCAGCAUCGUCUACGUGAUAGUCAUCUUCGGUCUCCAGUGGUACAUGAAAGACAGACCGAAAUGGGACCUGCGCCGACCCCUUGUCCUCUGGUCCCUGGUGCUGGCCAUCUUCAGUAACGUGUGCGCCUUCCGACUGUGGCAGGAAAUCUUCCUCUACAAGAACAUGUACGGCUGGAGGGCCACCAUGUGCGAGGCGGUGCCGGGUUACUCCGGGGUGAACGGCUUCUGGUCCUUGCUCUUUGUCUUCUCCAAACUCCCCGAGCUCGGAGAUACCCUGUUCAUCGUGCUACGCAAGCAAAAGCUCAUCUUCCUCCACUGGUACCACCAUGUCACCGUCAUGAUCUACUCAUGGUAUAGCUACCCUCUCCUCGUCGCUCCGGGUAGGUACUUCAUCUUGGUGAACUGCUCCGUGCAUGCCAUCAUGUACACCUACUACGCGCUUAAGGCGUCUCGCAUGGUCCGCAUCCCACGUUUCAUCAACGUCUGCAUCACCUUCGUACAGAUGUCCCAGAUGAUCGUGGGUUGUAUAGUCAAUUACCUAGCCUACCACUACCGCUCGAACGGGGAGCCAUGCUCCACCACGGACCACAAUCUCCUGGUAGCUCUCCUGAUGUAUUCCAGUUACUUCUUCCUCUUCGCCCAUUAUUUCUACCAGGCGUACUUCGUCCGCAAGCCGUCGCCGAAGCCCACCGGGGGGAAGGAAAGCAACGGAGUCAACCAGCGCUCCAAUGGGGUGCAUACCAACGGUGUCGCGUACUCCAACGGUGUCAAAACGAGCAGGGCGAACAACGUAAAGGUUGAUUGAGUGAAUCUUUCAAUGUACUUUUGUUUCUUUUACCUUUACAGUUCAGACUCAAAAAUUGGAAUAUGCACAGAAAUGCAUGUGGUUUUGCUGGUCCAUGGUUGACGGUAUUGAACAAUAUUUUUGUCACAAAGUUGUACAGCUCGGAAAUUAUUUCUGAGAAGUUACCGUAUCCUGCCACCUUUUUUUCAGUUGUUGGGAAAUAAAAUUAAAUAUAGUGUCUAAAUUUACUCAAAUGAGAAGUGAAACAGUGGUGGCAGGAUACGAUGAGUUUGCCAUUAUUUUAGUAUUGUGUCCUAAGAAACGUUUUAAAUAUUUAUCAUGGUUCCUGACCAAAAAGUAAAAGAUAAACUUUUUUUCGUUAGAGCGGGUGAUACCUUUUGAAAUACCAUUCACUCAAAAAAAUCUAUUUUUUACUGUUUGGGGCCCAAAAAUCUGACCUAGCAUCUUUAAGACAUUUCUAUGCUAAAUUUGUGCCAAAUAGCCAUAUUAUAGUUUGUACACAAGCCUUUACAAAUCCCGCCGACGUGAUGUAUACUGCAAUAACAUAAAACCAAUAUGUUUUUAUUUAGAAAUGAAUGGAUGAAUAAUAAUUAUUGCUUUGGAAUUGCCAAAAUUGUAAUGUUGAAACUACAGAAGUAUUGUCCAUAGCGGUUUAUUGUUUGUGUAUGUAUUUUUUUUCCCAGUUCAACAUUACAAUGUAAAGUGCAGGGUUUGAAACAGUUGCCAAUACAAAUUUUCAGUGGAAGGAUCUUGGUGCUUACAUGAUGACCAAUGUCAUAAACCUGCUUAUUGCAACAACUCUCUGCUAAGCAGAAAUGAUCAGAAUACCAGUCACAAAAUGGUAUCAUAACAUGGUAGUCUGUUAAGCAUUUCUUUUGUUGUGCUUAGUUAAACAGCUCUAUGAAAUUGGGCCAUGGACUCUUCAAGAAAUGUAUGCAUUGAACCCUAUUGGUGUAGGGAGUCACUGUUUUUAGUUGUUUAUUACAAAACAGUACCUAUGAAGUGAUUAUAGUUACGAAAACCGAAACACUUGAAACCAAUAUUCACACAAUUCUGAGAAAAGUGAAACAUCUUGUAGUUUCUCUGGUCUAUGAAGAAUUGUUCUUGGAAUGUUUUGUAAGCUUCCUUUCUAACUGUAAAUACACGGACGGGAUUGUUUGAUUUUCUGGAUUGUUUAAAAUAUUAUAGAUCUGUCUGGCCGAAUUUUAGAUGCAUUUAAUUUAUUGUCUUAAAAAAUGGUAUUAAUCUGCAUUGUGCCUUAUGCACGAAUACAAACCAGACAGCUUUUAGUGUGUGGUGUGACAAUUUUGUAUUUAGUACUUUUAAGCCAGCAUACCGAACGGGAUCUGGGAAAAUAUACCUUGGUGCCAUAUUUUUUAUACAAAAGGGUAAAUACCUUUCUAUUGUUCAUAAACAAACCGCGCUUGUUGGCAUGGACGACAUUAAUGUUAGCAAAACACUCAAUCGUGUUGUUAACAGAAUGCUUUAACAAAACUCAAUGUUUUCUGCAAACUUUCAACUCAAUAAAAUAUCUCCCGUGAUUGGUUGCUUUGUUUCCAACAA